Molecule: messenger RNA, 1170 nt
Organism: Acanthosepion pharaonis
Lineage: Eukaryota; Metazoa; Mollusca; Cephalopoda; Sepiida; Sepiidae
Source: the annotation of a GenBank genome assembly
AUGAUCUAUCUAUCUAUCUAUCUAUCUAUCUAUCUAUCUAUCUAUCUGAAUUUCUUUAUCGCUCUCUGUUCCUCUCCCUCUAUCAAUCGAUCAUGGUCUUUCCUUAGCUAUUUAGUUAACUUGAUUGCCUUGUGUAAUAUUCUUUCUCUCUUUUAUCUUAACUUUCUUCGCUCCUGUUUUACUUUAUCAAUCCCCGCUUUCUUUCGGUUUUCAUUCAUCUAUUUUAAUCAUUCCAUUCUAUCAUUUAUGGAAUAUUUACCUGUUCCUUCUUCGUUUUCCUAUUUGUCUUUGGCGCUUCUUUUUAUCCACCUCCAUCUAGCUCGCUAUCUGGGUAUAUUUCAGUCUGUUCAUAUAUCUUUCUCAGAAUCUAUCUAUCUAUCUAUCUAUCUAUCUAUCUAUCUAUCUAUCUAUCUAUCUAUGUCUGUUCAUAUCUAUCUAUUUAUCUAUUUAUCUCAGUCUAUUCAUAUCUAUCUAUCUAUCUAUCUAUCUAUCUAUCUAUCUAUCUAUCUAUCUAUCUAUCUAUGUCUGUUCAUAUCUAUCUAUUUAUCUAUUUAUCUCAGUCUAUUCAUAUCUAUCUAUCUAUCUAUCUAUCUAUCUAUCUAUCUAUCUAUCUAUCUAUGUCUGUUCAUAUCUAUCUAUUUAUCUAUUUAUCUCAGUCUAUUCAUAUCUAUCUAUCUAUCUAUCUAUCUAUCUAUCUAUCUAUCUAUCUAUCUAUCUAUGUCUGUUCAUAUCUAUCUAUUUAUCUAUUUAUCUCAGUCUAUUCAUAUCUAUCUAUCUAUCUAUCUAUCUAUCUAUCUAUCUAUCUAUCUAUCUAUCUAUCUAUCUAUCUAUCUAUCUAUCUCUGAUAUACGGCCAUACCACGCUUUCCAUAUUUUUCACAGUCUCUUCACAUCUAUCUAUCUAUCUAUCUAUCUAUCUAUCUAUCUAUCUAUCUAUCUAUCUAUCUAUCUAAGACAAUUUCCUACGAUAAGUACAGUAUCUCUCUCUCUCUCUAUCUAUCUAUCUAUCUAUCUAUCUAUCUAUCUAUCUAUAUAUAUAUAUCAAAUUUUCGGUUUUAAAUCGACCGCACAGACGUCUGUUCAUUUUCUCUCUCAGAUGCUCUCAACAAUACGACUUUUCCCUCUUUACCACCUUCAUUUCUCGAGUGCAGUCUCACUUUUUCGUGUCUAA